UUCCGGGACGCUUCCUGCGCGGGGCCUUGUGGGUAGCCGGCGGGUCCGGGCGACGGCGAUGGCGGGGGACGCGGGCGGGCGCCGCUGCCCGGACUCAGAGCUGCUGCUGCACCCGGAGCUGCUGUCCCGGGAGUUCCUGCUGCUCACGCUGGAGCAGAAGAACAUAGCUGUUGAAAAUGAUAUAAGAAUAAACAAAGACAAUCUUACUGAUCUGUAUGUCCAACAUGCAAUACCAUUGCCUCAGAGAGAUUUGCCAAAGAACAGAUGGGGGAAAAUGAUGGAAAAGAAAAGAGAGCAACAUGAACUAAAAAACGAGACUAAAAGGAGCAGCAGUGGAGAUGUGUCAAAGAAGAGACCUCUCAUUGUGUUUGACGGAAGUUCGACAAGUACAAGCAUAAAAGUGAGAAAGACGGAGAAUGGGGACAAUGAUCGACUCAAGCCUCCGCCUCAGGCAGGCGCUACCAGUAAUGCCUUUCGAAAGUUAUCCAGUUCCUCUUCGAGUGUGUCACCCCUAAUUCUGUCUUCCAAUUUGCCCGUGAACAAUAAGACGGAACACAGUAACAAUGACACUAAACAGAACCAUGACUUAGCGCAUGGGAAAAGUCCUUUGUCCCCCGUGGGAACGACGCCGGUGAAGCUAAAGCGAGCUGCUCCGAAAGAAGAAGCCGAGGCCGCGGAUAACCAGAAACCCCCAGAAGCAAAGAGGAAGAUACAACACGUUACAUGGCCAUGAAGGAAAGGUUCCAAAAAUUAGGUUGGUAUUAACAGCUGAACUGUGUAACAUUGUUGCUUCAAAUUGAAGUUUAUAUUAUGAACAUUCAGAGUCAGCGCUCAUAUAGCAGCAUGUUCUCGACCUACUUUGAGUUUGAAAUGUGGAGGAGCUAAGCUGGGUCUGUGUGGCCCAGACACCAACCUCCCGGAGCGGGUGCCUUCCGGUGCAGCGAGCCGUCCUCCACGUCUCCGUGCGGGAGCAGCCCGCCGAGCCCGCCAAGCCUGCCAGGGCGGACGGGAAUCGGGAAGGGGUGUUGCUUUGGUGAGCUUUGGAGCUGAGAAGGCCUUGAAUGGCUGACAACUUCGGAAUCCUCUGUACUCCCUGACACAGGUUACUGUUGCUGCUCUCGAUUCUGUCGUCCAGGAGAGCCAGUGCUUCUUGUUGGGGCAGGAAGGCGAAUGGCAUUGGUGUCAGAGGGUGGCCUCUGAGGUGGAGUUACAGGCACUUGACCGCUGCCUGCCCUUGCCAGGUGGUCUCGUUCUUUUCUUCCUCCCCCUCUUGGUUCCCCGUUUUCCUUGCUCAUGUUUCCUUUCCCACAUUUUCAUGUUCUUUGCCUUCAUCUCCUUCCUCCUUUCUGUACAUCCUGAGCUUCAGGCGUGGUCACACAGCGGGGCCUGCUCAUUCGCUGCGGCGGAGCCCGCCCGGUCCGCCCUGAGCCGGGAGAUCGGGCUGCGCGAGAGCUCUGAGUACCAGCCCGGGGCCAGGCGCACGGCCUCGGGGCUGCGGCUGCGGCGCCCCACGCUCCGCAGCCAGGCCUGUGGGAAGCUGGUUCAGCUUCUGCCGUGAGGCUGCUGUUUUUGCUAUAUUCAAGUUCCUCAGAAUUGUAAUUAUUUUUUUGAAGUAAUAUUUUGGUUGCUUAAGUUUUCAGAAACAAUUCUAAACUGAUCUAGAGACUCAUUCAAUAGCAGUGACCUUUUUAAAACUUACAUUAAGUAAAACUGCCAGUAGCUUAAAUCACAUGUAUGUCAGAGCCUCCUCUGUUCUCUACUGUGGGACUUCACAUAUUUUUAAGUGUGCUCUUUUAUUAAAUGCUCGUACAGGUUUUGUAAUUGAGUACAGAAAGUUUAACCUUGUAAUGUACAUUUUUUUGUAUGUAAAAAGUCUUUUAAGUAGCCUUAUCCUUAUUUAAAUAAACUGAAUAAAAUGACUGAGUAGGCCUGUCAUUUGUAAAAAAAUAAAAUGAAAAAAAUACUCCGUAA
Molecule: messenger RNA, 1971 nt
Organism: Pipistrellus kuhlii (Kuhl's pipistrelle)
Lineage: Eukaryota; Metazoa; Chordata; Mammalia; Chiroptera; Vespertilionidae
Gene: TSLIG2
Product: chromosome unknown C2orf49 homolog
Exons: 5
Coding region: 59-733 (224 amino acids)
Biological process (GO): embryonic morphogenesis
Cellular component (GO): tRNA-splicing ligase complex
Source: RefSeq, a predicted model, not a curated record